This is a messenger RNA of Caenorhabditis bovis, 1926 nucleotides long. NCBI's taxonomy places the organism in Eukaryota, Metazoa, Nematoda, Chromadorea, Rhabditida, Rhabditidae. The record is from the annotation of a GenBank genome assembly.
AUGACCGACGAAGAGCAGAAGAAGAUUGUUGAGAAGUUCAAGCUUCUUCGCGAGCAGCAACAAGAUAUUGCUGCCGAGGUGACGCGAAUUGAGGAUGAGCGACGAGAUCAUAGUCGAGUCCUUGAGAUGCUCAAAGAGCUCGAGCCGGAUCAGAAGUGCUUCCGAUUGAUCAGCGACACGUUAGUCGAAUACACUGUCAAGGAUGUUAUGCCGGAUUUGGAGGCUAAUAUUAACAAUCUCGCCGCCCUUGGAAAACAGCUGAAUGAUCAAUUGGUUGAGAAGGGGAAAGAGCUGAACGCUCACAAAGAGCAGCAUAAUAUUCGGAUUGUGACCGACAAAGAGGCGCAGAAAAUCAAAGCGUCGAUGGCUUCUGUAAUGGACACGAUUCUGUCGUCUGAUGAUGAGGAGGAGGCGGAGGAGCAAGGAACAUCACAAGAGCCUGAGCAUGCUUCUGAUGACGACCAGGAGGAUGAGGAGGAGGAGGAGGAAGGUGUGGAAUUUGAUGGGGAAACGCCAAAGCCGGUGGAGAUUCUUGAAGAAGCAUCGACGACGAAAUUCGGCGAGCUUGGUCUGAGCUCGUGGAUUGUGCAACAGCUCAACACGAUGCACAUCAGAACGGCGACGCCCGUCCAGGCGCACUGUAUUCCGAAGAUUCUCGAUGGUUGCGAUAUUUUGGGUUGCGCGCGAACCGGAACCGGAAAAACGUUGGCGUUCGCGUUGCCGAUCCUUCAAAAACUCGCCAUCGAUCCCUAUGGUGUGUUCGCGUUGAUUUUGACGCCGACCAGAGAAUUGGCGUUCCAAAUCGCCGAUCAAUUCGUUGCCGUUGGCAAACCGAUCACCCUCAAAUGCUCGGUGAUCGUCGGCGGACGAAGUCUGAUUCAGCAGGCCAACGAGCUCACGAAGCGGCCGCAUGUGGUGGUGGCGACGCCGGGAAGACUCGCCGAUUUGAUCGAAAGCGAUCCCGAAACGAUCUCGAAAGUUUUUAGGAAGGUCCAAUUUUUUGUGCUCGACGAAGCUGAUCGAAUGCUCGAAGGACAAUAUAAUGAUCAAUUGAAGCCGAUAUUUGAAGCGCUUCCCGAAAAACGACAAACGCUUUUGCUGUCGGCGACGAUCACUCAAAACAUCAAUCAAUUGCACAAAGUUUCGAAGAAGAAGCCGUAUUUUUUCGAGGACAAGGGCCAGAUUUCGACGGUGGAGCAGCUCGAUCAGAAAUUUGUUGUGUGUCCGAUUGCUGUCAAAGACGCGUAUUUGGUGUAUGUCGUCAAAAAUUACUCGGAACGCAAUCCGAAAUCGUCGGUGAUCAUUUUCGCGCAGACGUGCCGCGAAUGUCAAGCGCUCGCUUACAUGUUUGAGGGUUUGGGAUUCAAUGUUGGAUCGUUGCACUCGCAAAUCGCGCAAAAGACAAGACUGGCGGCGUUGUCUGCGUUUCGUUCCAAGACGCUGAAAGUUUUGAUUUGUACCGACGUGGCUUCUAGAGGGCUCGAUAUUCCGCAUGUGGAUUUGGUUGUAAAUCAUAAUGUUCCGCAAUGCCCGAAAACUUAUAUUCAUCGGGUUGGACGAUCAGCGCGUGCCGGAAGAUUCGGUUCAGCGCUCACGUUUGUCACCCAAUAUGAUAUUUUGCUUCUUCAGGCGGUUGAGAAAGUAAUUGGGAAAAAGUUGGAUGAAUUGAAGGUGAAUGCGAAACAUGUCACGAAAUACGUGACGAAAGUGAUAGUGGCGAAAAAGGAGGCCGAAUUGAAAUUGGAAAAUCAGAAGUUUGGCGAGAAGAAGGAGAUCAAUCGAAGGAAGGAGCUGCUGAUGAGCGGGAUGUCUGAGGAGGAGGUCGAUCGGCAGAUUGAGGAGAUGAAAAGCCGAAGAGUGACGAAAUCGAAGAGGAAAUUGGAACAGCUGGAGGGUCAGAUGAAAAAGAAGGCGAAAAAAGUCUGA